Messenger RNA from Trichosporon asahii var. asahii CBS 2479, 1011 nucleotides. RefSeq lists its product as uncharacterized. The coding region runs from base 1 to 1011 and encodes 336 amino acids. The record is from RefSeq and is a predicted model, not a curated record. NCBI's taxonomy places the organism in Eukaryota, Fungi, Basidiomycota, Tremellomycetes, Trichosporonales, Trichosporonaceae. The transcript has 2 exons.
AUGCCCAGAGUCAAGCACGAAUCCAAUCUCAUCGCAGUUCCGGCUGUGCUUCGUCUGCACCCGUUCUGGCUCGCCUCCCCACUGCUGAACAGCACCUGCAAGGGGUACGGCAACUGCAUCCCAUUCCACAUGUUCAAGCAAGUCUUCGAAAAGGUGGACGAGAUCGCAACGCGCUUAGGAGAUCUUGAGGGACCCACGAGCCCCUCUGCGAUCGCUGCCAGCACGCUCUGCAACAACAUUCACACUGCAUACCUUCGAGACGCGGGCAUCUAUCUCCAACGGACGUCCUCUCGCAAAGGCGCCUUCGGCGCUGCAUCGACGACCACAAGCGGUUCAGGAUACACAAACUCAAACGAGUCGACCAUGGCUGCUGAGCUGCGCAACGAGCUCAGCCGCGUACAGCGCGUUCUCGUCCAGCACCUCACCGGGAUUCAGGACAGCGCGGUGAACAUCCAGAGCACGCAGACGAGUCUGAAGCGGCGCAUCGACGCGAUCGAGAAGAACGACGGCAGCAACAACGUCAUGGAAGCCAUGGUGCGCAAAGCCGAGAGCCGCGUGGGGAUUCUCGAGCAGCGGGGGCAGAUCGUGAGCGCUGGCAUGUCCGACGCCCUCAAGCGUGUCGGCGAACUUGAGAAUCGACUGGACUUUCAGGACUCGCUCCUCAUGAGCUGCAAGGACGCGGUCACCAAGGUGAACGACCUGCAAGCCCGCCAGGCUCAGCAGGAGGAGAACAUCAACAAGUGCCUCCUCGACAUCAAGAACGUCGGCAGUAGGCUCGAUGGCCUCGAGGCUAUGAUGAGGGACAUCAAAGAUAUGCUGGAAAGUGGUAGCCCUAUGGGGACACCGGGACCAGAAGCUUCGGGCAACAAGCCGGGGCAGCUCCCGACUCCGCCGAAGGAGAACUCGCCAGGAGAGGUCGCGGGCCAGUCCGCCGCCGACGCCGAGGUAGACGCCGCAGGAACGGAGACGCCGCCGGCCAAGCGUCAGCGAACAGAGCCCGUCGCGGAGUGA